Polypterus senegalus (gray bichir) is the source of this 2386-nucleotide messenger RNA. RefSeq names its product mitochondria-eating protein-like. The transcript has 12 exons. NCBI's taxonomy places the organism in Eukaryota, Metazoa, Chordata, Cladistia, Polypteriformes, Polypteridae. Gene Ontology annotation, cellular component: mitochondrial outer membrane. The record is from RefSeq and is a predicted model, not a curated record. Gene Ontology annotation, biological process: mitochondrial protein catabolic process; mitophagy by internal vacuole formation. The coding region runs from base 1 to 1455 and encodes 484 amino acids.
AUGGCCGACUCGCUGAGAAGACUGGUGAACACUUGCACGUACAGUGUCCUACAAGACAAACUCGAGAGCUGGUACCAGGAUUACCAUCUUAGCUCAUGUGACCAGAACCUUAACCGCUGCUGUGAAAUUCUGGAGUUGACUUCUAAUGUUCAGGGACAGCUUUUUGGAAUAUUAAAUUUAACUGCCAAAGAAGGUGGCCAUUUUGCUGGAGUUGAUACACUUAAAUCACGUUUCUUACCAUGGCUGGGAUCUUGUUUUACCAUUACUUCUUCAGGAGUUACGAGUGAUACCAGUUUCAGUCUUAUUCAAGAGUCUAAAGAGAAGGACAUACAAAUAAGAGAGCUUUCAAUCUCUCAUGACAAAGAAAUGAAAAGAAUGGAGACGCAGCUAAACGUAGCACGUUCACAACUGGAGACGAUUAAACAAGAAUUAAGAGAUGCACAGAUCGAUCUGGAUGAAACCAGAAACAAAUCUGCAACAGCCCUUCUAGCGACUGAAGAUGACAUCUUUAAGUUGAAAGCAGACUUAAAUGCAUCACGAGAAGAGGCUGAAAUGUACAAAAGGAAGCUAGAUAUUCUAGAUGAUUAUGAGAGACGAGUAAGAAUGCUGAAAAAUGAAAUAGCCACCCUGUCUGCAGAAAAAUCUUAUAUUCAGGAAAGGAGAAGCAGAAGCCAAUCAACUAGCCCCUUGACAUGCCGGAGUCGAUCUCCAAGCCCACUUCCUUACCACAGGAAUGAAUCUCCAUCUUACAAAAGACUAUCUAAUGCUACCCGGCAGUCAUGGUUAAUUAACCGCUUCAAUGUCAUUUAUGAAAGUGAUCGAUUGGAUGCACAAAGUCUAUUGAGGCAGUAUAUCAAUAAUGUCGAGCUGGUGCAGAGGAUCAUUUUUACUGCCACAGUGGAAUCCUUCCAUUCUGCAAAGAUAGCCUUUAGGAAAUUCAAGUUGCGAGUCAGAAAGACCCUCGCUCCUUCUCAUAUAGGACCAGAAUCCUUGGAUAGUGCUGUGAUGGACUACAUUAUCCGAAAUUUAGAUCUGUAUGAUGUCCAGUCAAGUGUCAAUGAUGUUAUCCAUGCUAUGGAUGUAAAUCCAAAAAUUUCCUUCCCACCAGAAGUCGAUUACAACCUCAUCAAUAACUUCAUCCGAGAAGUUUGUCUCUUGGCUUUCUCAAUGCAGUCUCUUGAUCCUCCUCUAGACAUUGCAUUCUCAACAGAUGGCGAGCUAUUCAGUGAGCACAAAUACUGUCGUAGUCUUGAUUCAGAAUAUACUGCUCCUCUUGUCGCAUAUCACGUUUGGCCUGCCCUCAUGGAAGGAGAUGUGAUCAUAGUAAAGGGGGAAGCUGUCACAAAGAGGAGAACUGUGGUGUCUCCAAGAAGGAAUCGCAACAGAAGACGCAGUGACGGGUCAGUUCGUUCACGGACGUGCAGUCCCAACCAUGGAUUUUUACAGGAAUGCUAACGUAACAGUCAGUCUUUAUUUUACACAGUAUACUAAACUCUCCAGGAAGAUACCCAGUGAGGGCAACUGACUCUGCUGUUUUCACGCCAAGUCCUAUAAAGCCAGUCGCCCUGAAAGGAGGCAUCUCAUUUUGAGUCAAGCCAGACAAAGGACAGAACUCCGAGUAGAGACUGGAUCCGCUCAACCAAGCAGCACUAUUCAGUUAAAUUGAAGACUACAGCCCUUGUUUACGUUUUGCAGUGUCAUCGUGCAUUUUUUGUUUCUUUUUGUUGAAAGAAUUAAAUGGGAUGAUCUGGUUUGCGUCAUAACAUUUCUUUGAACCAGGAAUUUUGUACUAUUUGACCACUAAUAUAUAUAUACGUGUGUCAAGCCCUUGGGUGUGUGAUAUUUUGAACUUUUCAAUUUAUGGACAGAAAAGGGGUGGAAAGUCUUUGCUUUAAACCCUAAAAUGAAGGAGAUCCAACCAGAGAGAACUAGUAGAAUCAGUUCCUCCAUGCCUUCAACACUAUCGCUUCGAGCCUCAGAUGACUGAAGAAGAGCCAAACAGGAAGUCGUUGUCAUUAAUCAGACUACCACUCUGAGGAGCACAUUGUGGUUCAAGAGUGUUGUUUUUUAUCCCAGUUUAUUUUUUUUAAACAUUGGGUAUUCAGUUCUGGGGCACCAACAAUCUGAGGUCUGAACUUUUUUCUUAUCUUCCCUAUUUUAUAUACAAUGUGUUCAUUAUACAUUUUUUUUUCUUGGGACACAAAUAAUUUCCCUCUUGGUUUGUUGUUCAGCAGACUAUAUACUGUACUUAUAUUUAUUGGUAUGUACAUUGUUCUAUUUAUUGAUUGCAUUCUUUUCAAUAUUUCCUAGCUGAAGCUCACAAGAUCACAUUCCACAACUGACUUACUGAGUGACCCUGAGCACUCACUUAACCUCUCUGUAUGCU